AUGACUGAUACAGAAGUAGCUAUUUCUGGCAAUGGUGGGGCAGGUGGUGAUACUGAAAUUGAUUUAUAUGCUGAUGUUGUCGAAAAUGAACUUGACACCGGAGUGGGAGAUGAUUAUAUGACAAAUGAUGCCCAUUUAGUACAAGAUACAGAUUUAUACGAUGAUGUGAUUACGACACAAUCGGCGUCAACAGAUUUUGCUGAUAUUACAAAUAUAGUCAAUCAAAAUCAUGUCAAACUUGAUCAAUCAAAUGGUUCGACAGGCCGAAGUACACCAUCAAAUAGUUACAAUGGAAAACGAGUAUCACUUUACGUUGGUCAAUUGACUUGGUGGACAACAGAUGCUGAUCUAGCUAAUACAAUUCAUGAAUUAGGCAUCACCGAUUUGCUUGAAGUUAAAUUUCAUGAAAAUCGUGUCAACGGGCAAUCAAAAGGGUUUGCCGUUGUUACCGUCGCUUCAGAAGCAUCAUCUCGGAUGAUCUUAGAGAAGAUACCUAAACGAGAAAUUCAUGGACAAAAUCCAACUGUUUUGCCUUGUAAUAAACAAUCGCUCAGCUUUUUUGAAGGCGUUACUCGUAAAGAUGCACCAGUCGAACCUAUGCCACCAAUGGCUGCACCACCUCUUCGUCAAAUGAUGCGUCCACCAGUUGGACUUCCGUUACCGAUGCCUCGUGGCGGUCAUAUGGAUGGACCAUACCGUUUUCCACAUCAAGGAUCGAUUAUUUUGCCAGGAGCACCACCCGGCAUGGCUCGUCCACCAAUGCAAGUUGCGCUCGGUCCACGAGGUCAUGUACCUGGCAAUCAAUUAGUUCUGGGCCGAAUGCCCGGUCCACCUCUAUCCGGUGUUCAUCCACAACAAUCCGUUCUCGUUAUGCAACGACCUGGUGUUCCACCAGGUGUUAAUGGACCCCCUCUAGUACGCCAACCGAUGGCACCUGGUGCACCAGGUGUACCCGUCUCUUCUAGUUCUAUGCCAGUUAUGCCUGGUCAGCAUCCGCCUGGAUACUAUCCAGGUCAACCAGGUCAAGGCUCUCAUCCACACGGUGUUCCAAUGCCUGGUCAACCACAUCCUGACCCCUACUAUCGUGGUGUUGAUGCUCGUUCUGAUCCAGCAAAUAUGAUGCCCAUUAGUGAAGCUGAAUUUCAAGAAAUUAUGGAACGAAACAAAACUGUUUCCAGUAGUGCAAUUGCUCGAGCUGUUCAGGAUGCGUCUGCUGGCGACUUUGCUACAGCUAUUGAAACCUUAGUGACAGCAGUUUCAUUGAUCAAACAAUCGAAAAUCGCCAAUGAUGAUCGAUGUAAAAUCUUAAUCAGUUCUCUUCAAGACACACUCAAAGGCAUUGAAGAUAAAUCCUACGGUCAACGAACACGCCAUCGAAGUCGAUCUGGAUCACCACGUGAAUCUUCACGUAAGAAGCAUCGUCAUCGUUCACGUAGUCCGCGUGAUCGCAAUGAAUAUCGUCGUAAUGAAGAUUAUGAUGGCAAAUAUAGCCGUGAACAUCGGCGACGUUGA
This is a messenger RNA of Adineta ricciae, 1512 nucleotides long. The record is from the annotation of a GenBank genome assembly. NCBI's taxonomy places the organism in Eukaryota, Metazoa, Rotifera, Eurotatoria, Adinetida, Adinetidae.